AUGUCAGUCACAUCGCCUUCAGUUCACGAUAAAAAUGACAAACUGUGGUUGCAGUGUCAGUUUCAUGAUGACGAACAAACAUCUAUUAAAAAGCCGGAUGAGUUAGGUAUUACUCGACACGAUUUUGCCCCAAGGACAAAUGAAGCGAUUGAUGUAUUGGAUCGUAUACAAGGUUCAAUGUUUGGUUUAACUGUUGGUGAUGCUCUUGGUGCUCAUGUUGAAUUCAGACCUUACAGUUUUAUGAUUUCCAAUCCAGUAAAGGAUCUAGAAGGAGGAGGAACAUGGGGCCUACAGCCUGGGCAGUUCACCGAUGAUACAUCAAUGGCAAUUUGUUUAGCCAAUUCGCUGAUUGGCUGCCGAGGUUUUGUUCCCUACGAUCAAUUAGUUCGCUACAAAUGGUGGUAUCGACAUGGUUACAUGUCAUCGACUGGUCAUUGCUUUGAUAUCGGUGCAGCUACUCGAGAUUCUAUUCAAGAAUUUGAAAAGCGCCAAAAAAGAUUCGCACAUGAUAAUGAUAUUCUUUUAGAGCACAUAGACUCUGUGUCAGAUCUUGAUCUUCUUCGAGCAUUCGACGUGCAGUGUAGUAGAGUGGGUGUGGCCGGCAAUGGAGCCUUGAUGCGUCUCGCACCUGUACCACUUUUCUUUUUUCGACGACCGGAAAUGGCGGUUGAAUAUUCAGGUAUUAGCGGUCAAAUUACUCAUGGAGAUGAGAAAGCCUAUGAUGCAUGUUGCUAUUACGGAGCUCUAAUUGUGGCUGCUCUUCAAGGCGCACAAAAAGAUGCUUUGCUCAGCGAUAGAUUUUACGAGAAUCAUCGUGAUUGGUUCGGUGAUCGGGCCCUUCAGCCUGAAGUUAUGGCGAUUGCUAAAGGAUCAUAUAAGAGACCAGGUGGCUAUCUAGAUGGAAUUCGAGGUAAAGGUUAUAUUGUUAGUGCUCUCGAGGCGGCGUUGUGGGCUUUUUGGAGUGAUAAAGGUUCGUUCGAAACCGGUGUUCUUAGCGCAGUUAAUCUUGGGGAUGACACAGAUACGACAGCAGCUAUCUACGGUCAGUUAGCAGGUGCUCAUUAUGGUUACAAAAAGUUGCCAGAUAAAUGGCUACAACGUGUCUACGCAAAAGAGUUUAUUAUGUGUAUAAGUAGCUGGAUCAAUUACGAAGGGUAUAUAUGGUUUAUAAAUCAGGCUACCCCAGACAUAAAAGAAUUAAUCAAUUCUGCGCGUCGUAAUUCUAUCCCUUCGAAAUCAAUUGUUUCGACUGUAUACACGAGUGACUCACUGCUUGAUAGAAAUAUUUCAUUGACAAAAGAUACUACAUCGAAUAUUAUUAUACGCAAGGCAAUUGGUUCUCGAGGUAAUAUUGGAGAUUUGUAUGAUGGAUGGAACGAUCGUAUUUUAACAUCAUCGAGUUUUAAUUUAAGCGUAAAUUCAGAAAAAUUCUAUCCAUCAUUGAUAUGUAGAGUGAUAAGUGGUGAAAAAUUGGAAAAUCAAAAUAUUCUUCGAUUCAUUGAUUGCCCUGUUGAAUCUCGAUUAAGUAUUUUAUCGAAUUUAAUGUUGCCUUCAGGUAUUACUUCAGUGAUCAAUUAUCCAUUUGUGAUUGAUGAAUGCACUCGUAUCUUCUAUUAUUCCUAUCUUGUUCGAAAAAAAACAUCACUUGGCGAGCACAGUAUUCAAAAACAAGAGAUAGCUACAACUUCUGCCACGCAUGUAAUCGGCGCCAUAGAUUAUGGCAUUGACGUUGUCGUUGUAAUGGAAUUACCGCCUGAUGAUCCCAAGACAAUCGAUGCUAGCCUUAAUCAAAUAUGUGAAUGUUUGAAAAAUAAGAACGAGUUGAAUAUUGAUAGAAAUGCACUGGAUCGAAUUCUUUCUACGCAUGUCUAUUCGAACAGAUCUAAUUUAGAAAAUCAGAGAACAGUAUUUCAUGUGUAUCAAGAAAUUCUCAAAAUGAAAAAACGUCAUGACACUGAGCAACACUGCAGCUACAUUCUUUAUCCUAUCAAUAUAUUUAUUUCCUAUCAAAAUCAACACAAAAUCAUAUACGCGCCGAUUGCACCGAGCAUUGCAAGAAGGGUUGAAGAGCAUUGGCUUCGGCUGUUGUCUAUCGAGAAAAUGCAGCAAACAUUUCAAAAAAAUACGAAAUCGGAUAUUCCAAAAACCGAUCUCAAGGAGAAGUUCGAAGAUGUGUGCAAGAAAUUCUCAACAUUAACAAAACAAUACGAUGAGGAAAAGAAGAAAAGUCGAGAGUUAAUUUCAAGAAUCCGCCAGGGUAAAGAGCCGUCAGAAGCUCUAGAACGCCACUUGAAGAUUAUGGAAGAAGAAACGAAAUUGAAACACACUAUCGAUGAUUUAAAACAUGAACUGAGAACUUUGGAAGAGAAACAGAAUUUUAUCAAGGAUUUAAAAGAAAAAGGAUUCGAUUAUUGGGAUGCUGCUAAAUUUAAUAUAAAACAGGGCGAAACUGACGACAUGAUCCAACGCAAACUUUUGAAAGAACAACGACAACAGCGCUUAGUGUGCUCCAACGACAAUUUGAAUGAAACCAAUUGGCCAGAAUUUCAAAAUAUAUGCACAUAUAUGAUCAAUGAACGCAUGACAAACCCAAAAUUACAUAUAGUUUACGUUGAUUUCACCUAUUGUCCACUUCAGCUGGAUAUGUUUAAAAUAUUCCCUUCAUGGAACUAUAAUUCGAUUAGUAGUGUGCGAAAUUCUUUCAUAGACACACCAAAAAAGGGCGACUCUCAAAUAGUGAUGCCUUGCGCCAAAACGAUGAUCAAUGUCAUCUUCAUUGGUAAAUCAGGGGUUGGAAAAUCGACACUAAUUAAUACAAUCUCCAACUGUCAGCAAUACUCAGAACUUUCAGAAAUUCGAUCGAGGAACAAUGCUCUACGUAUACUUGUUUCGUUCGUUGUUCAGAUAGAAACUGCUUUCGAACAUCAUAUCAUUCAACUCGGAGAUAACGAUCGUAAUGAAGAUUAUAAUUGUUCUGAUCAAUCCAGAACUCAGCGUUGCAAAUCAUACACAUUCAAUCUUAAACAUGGACAACAGUUACGUAUUAUUGAUACACCUGGCUUUUCUCAUCUGCAAGAUCAAGCUGGCAACGAUAUAAAUAUGCAACAUGUACUAUCCUAUAUCUCGAACCUAACACAUGUGAAUGCUAUCUGUGUUGUUAUGGAUUCAAAAGACUCAGAAUUCGCUGCCUAUCAGAUUUAUCUGAAACAACUGUUGGAUUUUAUCGGAAAAGAAGCACAUGGGAAACUUGUCUUUUGUUUUACCAAAUCUCUUUCCGCGUCUCAAGAUGACAAUCGCAGGAAGACCUAUGCUCAAUCGUUACUCCAAUCAUUUUCACGGGACAAACUCUACGUGCAACCCGAGCGCAUAAUUCUUUUUGAUAGUACCUUCUUUCUUUAUUUGGCCUCAAAACCUUGGCGCGAUCGUGUUGAACCGAAAUGUGAGCAGAGUUGGUCGAUAUCAAAAAGAGGAGUAUAUCAACUUCUGAGGUAUCUUCAUAACGACGAUUCUCCAUAUAUUCUCUAUCAAGGAAUGCAACAAUUAGAAUACGCGCGACACGAAAUUAUACGAAUGAUUCGUCCGAUAACGGAAGCAAUGCAACUUAUUUUUCGAAAUAUUAUUUUGCACCAAUAUGGAUCCUCGUGUAAUUGGAUCGAACUAUUUCCAAAACCAAUUCAGCAACCUUGCGCUAUAUGUUACUCAUGUCCACGUGAUAUUCAGCUCCAUGGUAACUUCUGGAUUGUCCAUCAUUCUCUGUACGAAUAUCGUGGCAAAUGUGAAUAUUGUAGUUGUCGUUCGAGCCAGCAUCUCCCAGUCGAUUAUCAACUUGAUUAUCAUCUUGUUGAUAAAAUGAACUAUCAGCAAGAUCAGCUCAUCAAUUGGGAUCGACAACUAUUUUCAGCAAGCAUGCAUUUCGCUCAUUUUUUGAUACAUAUACUUCAUGACUGGCGAGAUGAUUCAUUCUUGACUAGUUAUGAUCGAAUGAUAGCAGAAGAGAGUUACAUUUGUGAUACGAGACAUGGCAAUAGGUUCAAUGCGCAGUUAUAUAAACAACUUCGAAAACUCAGAGCUGAGCAUCAGAAAGCUGUAGACGAUAUGGUCAGACAUCGCAGACGCAAUGAUCUAGAGAUUAUUAACAAAUGGAUUGAACAUAUCAAGGAUAUUCCUAUGAUAAAAAGACAAAUGAAUGCCAUUCACGGAAUCCGAGAAACUCCUGUAUAA
Rotaria socialis is the source of this 4221-nucleotide messenger RNA. NCBI's taxonomy places the organism in Eukaryota, Metazoa, Rotifera, Eurotatoria, Philodinida, Philodinidae. The record is from the annotation of a GenBank genome assembly.